This is a messenger RNA of Cucurbita maxima (winter squash), 1133 nucleotides long. RefSeq lists its product as uncharacterized. The record is from RefSeq and is a predicted model, not a curated record. The transcript has a single exon. Lineage: Eukaryota; Viridiplantae; Streptophyta; Magnoliopsida; Cucurbitales; Cucurbitaceae. The coding region runs from base 228 to 911 and encodes 227 amino acids.
UUAUAAAAGACGUUAUUCUGCGCACUGAGUUCAAAAUUCAAACCAAGAGAGCCAAAUCGCCUUUCUUCUUCUUCUUCAGGUCAAUCUCGAUUCCUCCAUUUUUUUCUGAGGAGGUUUCUCUCUUUCUUCUUCAAGGUUCAGAACCCAAAGCCUCCUGUCGUUCUGAUUCUCUCUCCGGCUCCGAUUCUAGGGUUUCUUUUCCGGCGAAUGCUGUUCCUCCUUAUCCGAUGCAAUCCAAUUCCAUUUCUCAUUGCCAAGAAUGCGGCAUCACUCAAUCCGAGUGUUGGAUCCUCCACAAUGUCCGUGUCAAAGCGUCCUUCCGUCGUCUCUGUACCAAUUGCAUCCUCAGGAACAAUAUCUCCCGUUUCUGUCCCGUGUGCUUCGAUGUUUAUGACGAUUCGACUGCGCCGCCGUCUCAUCAGCGAGUUAUGUGCUUCAGAUGUCCUUCGAUCUCUCAUCUCUCUUGCAUUUCUUUUCGUUUUUCUUCUACCUUCCUUUGCCCUCUCUGCUCUGAUCCUUCUUUUACCUUCUUCGACUGUUUCGGCUCCGGCGGCCUUGGCCUUUGCCAAUCGGAGUACGCCGUCGCUACUUUGGCCGGGAGAGACAUUAGUGGUAAAUCGGCUAAGGCGGUUGUCGCAGCGGCUCGUGUCGCCGCUCAAUCCAUGCGGCGAGCGGCAGCUGACGCUAGGGCUGUAGCGGAGAUGAAGAUCAAGAAUGCUGCGUUUGCUAAGAAACAGGCUACUCUCGCAUUGGAGCGGCUUGCUUAUCUUGAGCUAGAGGAGAAAGAUGGAAAUGAAUAUGGUAAUAGUAAUGGAGAUGCUGUGGCCGGUGAGAUGACGGUGGAAGAACACAAGCUGCAGGAAUGGAUAUCUUCGAUUCUCGAGCCUAAGACGCGGAAUCAAACUCAGUAGCAGCAGGCUAAAUCGAUGGGGAAACCAACUGUAGAGAAUAAUUCAGUAGAAUGCAGAAUCGCUAUAUAGUAAAACCAUCCAUGGAAGCCUCUGAAUCAAUGUAGUGAUGGUUUUUCCAGAUUCAUGGAUAUGGCAGGAAAGAUCAGUAUGAAAGGAUUUCCAUGUACAUUCCAACAUUGUUUGCUGAAAUGAUAUUGAGAAUGAGGCGCCCUUUUCUGCUUC